This is a messenger RNA of Daucus carota subsp. sativus, 1508 nucleotides long. Its product is annotated as inositol-tetrakisphosphate 1-kinase 3. The transcript has 10 exons. Gene Ontology annotation, biological process: inositol trisphosphate metabolic process. Gene Ontology annotation, cellular component: cytoplasm. Gene Ontology annotation, molecular function: ATP binding; magnesium ion binding; inositol-3,4,5,6-tetrakisphosphate 1-kinase activity. The coding region runs from base 115 to 1113 and encodes 332 amino acids. Lineage: Eukaryota; Viridiplantae; Streptophyta; Magnoliopsida; Apiales; Apiaceae. The record is from RefSeq and is a predicted model, not a curated record.
CGCCAUUUGAUUUUUAUUUGAAUCGAAUUAGAUACACAAAGUCGAUUUUACACGAGGUUUAACACGGUAAUUUAAAGCAGAGGAUUAAGCUAGGGUUAGAAUGAGAGAAGAAAGAUGGAGUCCAAAAACGACUACGUAAAGGAAGAGAAAGAGGGUUUAGAUUUUGAGAAGACCGUGGUUGUUGGCUAUGCUCUUACGAACAAGAAGAUUAAGAGCUUCCUGCAACCCAAGCUUCUGAGUCUCGCUAGGAGUAAGGGUAUUUCCUUUGUUGCUAUUGACCAAACUAGGCCACUUUCAGAUCAAGGUCCGUUUAACAUUCUUCUACACAAGCUGUCAGGAAAGGAGUGGCGAAAAAGUCUUGAGGAUUUUCGGCAGAUGCAUCCUGAAGUUACAGUGCUUGAUCCUCCAAAUGCCAUACAUCAUCUAUAUAACCGCCAAUACAUGCUCCAAGAUGUUGCUGAUCUGAACUUUUCUGGUGCAUAUGGCAUAGUUCGUGUGCCAAAACAGUUGGUGAUUAAAAAGGAUCCGUCGUCUAUACCUGAAGCAGUUAGUAAAGCUGGGCUGAUUUUACCCCUUGUUGCAAAGCCUCUGGUGGUAGAUGGAACUGCGAAGUCACAUGAGUUGGCAUUGGCUUAUGAUCAGCACUCUCUCCAAAUGCUAGAAACCCCACUCGUACUUCAGGAAUUUGUUAAUCAUGGAGGAAUUCUCUUCAAGGUUUAUAUUGUUGGGGAAGCCAUCAAGGUUGUGCGGCGUUUCUCAUUGCCUGAUGUUAGCAAACAAGAAUGGUCUAAAAAUGCUGGUGUUUUUCGAUUUCCAAGGGUUUCUUGUGCGGCGGCUAGUGCAGAUGAUGCAGAUCUAGACCCAUCUAUUGCUGAGCUUCCUCCAAAGCAUCUACUUGAGAAACUUGCUCAGGAACUUCGACACCGCCUGGGUCUACAUCUUUUUAAUUUAGACAUUAUCCGAGAGCGUGGUAGCAAAGACCGAUUCUAUGUCAUUGACAUAAACUAUUUUCCUGGAUAUGGAAAGAUAUCAGACUAUGAACACAUUUUCACGGACUUUCUUCUCAGUUUGAUGCAAAACAAGAACAAGACAAACUCAACUGGUGCAUGCUAAAGAAGCUUCGGAUAUACCAAAACUGUGCACAAAUCAUGGAAAUAUGAUUUCCACUCAUACAAGUCAAUGCAAUGAAAGACCUGGAUUGAGAUUAUAAACAGAGAACAAUGUUGAGUCGUAGUAAUUCGACCGUCUCAGAUCAGGAUUUUCAAUCCCCUUGGCAAGUCUGUACAUGCUCUCACCCGCAAAAGCUAUCAUGCCUGAUUCACUAUUCAACAUAUUUGCAAAUACAAUGGUUGGUUCUGUUAUGUGCAUCAUGUGUUUACUGUUUAGUGGAGUGGUUCAGACCAGUUUGCAAAAUGUUUCAAGUUAAAAUGCAUUUUGUUUUUUAACAAAUCCCUGUCAUUGUUGAUUUUAGUAUGAAUCUCAGAUAUAAGAUCUCUGCUAUGAGCUCA